This is a messenger RNA of Pygocentrus nattereri (red-bellied piranha), 1852 nucleotides long. It is a transcript of the gene morn4, whose product is annotated as MORN repeat containing 4. The transcript has 5 exons. The record is from RefSeq and is a predicted model, not a curated record. Lineage: Eukaryota; Metazoa; Chordata; Actinopteri; Characiformes; Serrasalmidae. The coding region runs from base 190 to 630 and encodes 146 amino acids.
GGAGAGAGAGAGAGCGAGAGAGAGAGAGAGAAAGAGAGAGUGAGAGAGAGAGAGAGAGAGAGAAACCCAGUGACGGUCGCUGCCCUCAGAACGACACCGCGUUUUCUCUCUGUGAAUCGACCUAAACACCUCUUCAAAGGGUUUUCAUGCGUUUGAGAAAACAAGGACAUUUUACAGGUUGGUGGAGGUAUGACAUUGACGAGGGGCUCCUUUACUUACUCGACUGGAGAAGAGUACAGUGGGGAAUGGAAAGAAGGGAAGAGACAUGGUGUAGGGCAGCUGAAGUUCUCUGAUGGUACCUGCUAUAAGGGUCACUUUGAGAACGGCCUGUUCCAUGGCUGUGGGGUGCUUAUGUUUCCUGAUGGAUCCAGAUAUGAGGGUGAAUUUGUCCAAGGAAAAUUCCAAGGAGUUGGAGUCUUCAGCAGGUUCGAUGGCAUGAAGUUUGAAGGGGAAUUCAAAAACGGUCGUGUGGAAGGAUAUGGGUUACUGACAUUUCCGGAUGGUUCCCAUGGUAUUCCACGGAAUGAGGGAGUUUUUUCCAACAACAAGCUGCUGAAAAGGGAAAAGAGCCAGGCGGUGGUGCAGCGGGCCAGGAGCUCGGCUUCUUCUGCCCGCGGCCUCUCUGUAUGACCAGCGGCCCUCAGUGAGGAAACCACCCCCCACCCCCACCCCCACAUAUACUGCUGCUCUCAGAUCAACCCCUAAACUCUACUUCUAACACAGUGGUAAAAGUUAAAGAGCAGACCCACUUCUGGAGCUGUAUGUAGAGGGGUUCCAUUGAUGUGUACGUUCCAGAAGACCCUCAGGAAUGGAUAACAGGGUUUCCCUUCCGUUCUCUCUCUUUAUCUCUCUGUCUCUGUUUCUCAGUGCUGCUCUGCCUUGGUUGCCUAUGGCUUAAAAAAAAAAAAAAAAACGCAAAUUUUUUUAUUGCUGCAUAAUUGAGAACCAUUUCAUCUUAGAUAUUGACAAACCAAAGUCACCAACAACAUGGGGCUACAGAGUGCUGGAAAUGAAGGUGUGUUUGUAAAACAAAUGAUUUGCCUUUGUGAGACAGUGAUUGUGCACUUUCUUUAUCACUUAUUUAAUACAUUUAUCAUCACUUAAGUUAUUUCAAUGUUAUUUUAAGCACUGUUUGCUUUGUGUGAUUCAUUUAAAGUAUAUCAAAAUAUUAUUUAUGAAUGUGUAUAUAAACCUCAUACAAACUACAUUUGAAAGCCAGUGUCAGUGAUAGAGAUAAUCAGAAACUUAUUAGUUGACGUAUUUUAAGAUUGUACAGAAUUAAGUGUUAUUAAUUGAAAUCGGGCAGUCUGGGCUUUGAGGAGUCCACAGAAGUCUUCUUUCUGACCGUGUAUUCACAUGAUAAUCACCAGUAUGUGUAUCAGAAUCUUUUGUAUUUAUGCACUUGCAGUGCAGUAUUUUCAUGAUACAUGUGAGGGCAGUUUUGUAAAUAAUGAAAUCGGAUUAUAACAGCAUGUACUUAGAAGUUACAAAGUGUUAGUGUAUCAUGUAAAUACAUUGCGGACACCUAAAAGUUGGAAUGAACAUACACAGACAAUUGCAAUCUAUCUGAUGAAUAACAUUUAAAAACAUACUAGUUGAUAUUCCAUACUACCCACUACUAACACCGUUCAUUUUCAGAGAUUUUGUUUGAUUGACUAACUGUAUUUACACUGUUUUUGCCAUGCACAGUAUCCAUGAGAGGAGCUUUACUCAUCACUUUAUCAAAUACUCUAACACCAAAAUGUGUAUUACCUUUGGUAUUUACUUGAACAGAAUGGGAAAAAAAAGAUUUUUUUCCCUUUUAGGAAAAAAAAAAAUGCAAUUUCAGAGAAUAAAAAGCUUUGAUGAGGUG